Molecule: messenger RNA, 393 nt
Organism: Suillus discolor
Lineage: Eukaryota; Fungi; Basidiomycota; Agaricomycetes; Boletales; Suillaceae
Exons: 1
Coding region: 1-393 (130 amino acids)
Source: RefSeq, a predicted model, not a curated record
AUGACGAAGAGAGGCCUGGAGCUUGAAGUUAUUCUGGUAGAGAUGAUGCUGCAGCAACCGGCACCACGACGGCCAGGAGGAACACGGAAGAAAACUCAAACUAUCCGCCUCAUCUCCGACUCUGCUGACUUUUCUGACGUCACAGCCCAGUGCGACAUUACCUUCCUACCGUUUUCGCAGUGGGCGGUCGCUAUCGUGAAUUACCGAGCUGAUGAUUCUGGAAAGCGCGGUGGUAUUGGAAAACUUAAACCCGCAAAUGACUACUUGUGCUUCAUACUUGGAUCUAGUAUUCAUAGUGCACAUGGAGGGUGGCAAAAGGUUGAAACACAAAAAAUUGUGACAAUUCGCACCAAGAGGGAGGUGUACCAACGAGUUACGACAGUGUGGCUUUAG